Messenger RNA from Cyclocybe aegerita, 828 nucleotides. The record is from the annotation of a GenBank genome assembly. NCBI's taxonomy places the organism in Eukaryota, Fungi, Basidiomycota, Agaricomycetes, Agaricales, Hemipholiotaceae.
AUGAGGCAAUUGCAAUUAAGUCAUACGCAUAUCACAUUCAGCAUGUCACUCACAAAGUCCGGAUUGAACGGCGCGUCUACUCUGGCGCCUAAUCUAUUCAUUGAGGCCAUGAAAGUCCAGAUUGAGGAUCGCACGUACAGGGUCCCUGCAUAUCACCUUCUAGCCAGUCCAAUAAUCCAAGACGGGCUAGAAAGGGCUCUUAUGGUCGAUACUGAACGGAGUAUUGACCUCACCGCCUACAUUUCGAAGGAGCAAUUUGAGGGUCUUAUCGAAGUCCUCCAUCCCUCGUCAAUCACCUUCGACCGUUCCCCACGGGGAAAGGUAUGGGUGUCCGCCCUCCUCGCCGCGACGCGUCUCAAAAUGAAGACCGUCCGAGCGACGUCAAUCCAGGCUAUCUUCGAUGGAGCGGGUGGGCCGAUGACCCCGCUAGAAAAGCUGCGUACCGGCUACAGAUCUUCCGUUUCCUCUCUGUUCUGUCAAGGAUGUGAGGAGCUGGUCAAUCAAUCAGCCACCCUCUCAAUUUCGGAGCUUCAGUUCCUGAACUGGGGAGGAAUGGGCCCGAGGAUCAUGCUCCUGAGGGAGGAGAGACUGCAGAUGGAGCUCGUUCGCGCUCUUGUACACGGGGCUGGGAAAGAUUUUGACGUCGCUGAGAGAGUGAGGGAAGUGUUUGCAGAGGAGUUGGAAAUGGUCAGAGAGGUUGAAGGAAAGAUGAGCGAGCAGAUGAUUCUGGAGGACUCGGACAUAAGGAGCGCUUUCCUAAGCGACAAUCAGAUUGUAGCACCUCGAUUAGUUGGAUUCAACAUUUCUUAUUUGUCGUGCCGGCGAUGA